UGAGGAUGAAUCAUAUGUGACAACUACUGUCACCCGGCAACAGGUUUGAGGGCUCCACAUGAGGACUCGACCGCUCCUGGUCGGCACAGGGGUGGAUAUUAGCUUGUUUGAUAGCCCAGAUUAAGCUCAGUGGAUUUAAGGAGCAAACAACCUGCUUUUCAUUGUGUGAACAGGAGGAGCAAGGACCACCAGCAACAUGAGAGCCUUCCAGUUUUGUCUGCUGCUCCUGCUUUUUGCAUUUCUGAUGACAACAAACUGUGAGGCUUUGAAGUGCUACACCUGUAUGGGUUCCAAUAACGACGACUGCAACAGACAAGGCUCCAAAUCCUGCCCCCCCUUCUCUGACGCCUGCGCUGUGGUGGUAGGCCAUGACAGUGGAGUGAUGAAGUCAUGUUCCUACAAGUCUUUCUGCAGCCAGGCUAACAGCCCGGGCUACAGAUCACCAGGUGUCAAUGUUCACUGCUGCUACAGUGAUGACUGCAAUGUCACAAGCGUCGCCCCCCGGCUGCCUGGACUCAGCUCUUUGCUGCUGUUUCUUCUGCUUUUGCUGCACUGAUGGCAAGCAGCUCAGCUUUAAUGAUGCCAACGACAACGUGGAUCCAUCCAGCACAGAAAUGCCAACUACUAUGCCAAAUACAGCUGCCUCUUUCCACACGACAUGCCAUCUUUACUAACUGUAACGCCACAUAACUUAACUCACUCAUCCGACCACAAACAUAGACAACAGGGCGAAUGCUCUAUGCACCAUAUUGGACUGAAUCCACAUUAGAAGUACUCAACUGGAAGCAUCUUGCAAUGCAUUUUAGUAUUGACUAAUCAGGAAAAGAUCCAACGGGAAGUGCUGGAAUAACUUACUGUUUUUGUUGUAUUUAAAGGGAAUUAAUGCAGUUUGAGUUCUUCAGAUUUUUAUUCUAGCUCGGUGAACCACACAGUUUGCAAAAACUAGACAAUCUCUUUUAGUUUUUACAAAUUAAACUUUAGGGAUGUGAUUUCCUGCAUGUAUACACCUAUGCAUAUGAAAACGGUUGACGCUGAAGCAGAUGUUUCUGCGGCUUAAUGUGGAACCGAGAGCUCUGCCAGCCACUGUGCUACAUCAUUAGCCUCCUUCUUGUCAAUCACCUAAAUGAGUUGUGUGAGAUCCUUCAGGAAGAAGUGACGGUGAGAAAAUGUUUCUCACGCUCUGGAAAUUCACAUAAUCUUUUUACAUGCCUGUGGACAGGUGUCUUACUCUGAUGAGGUUAAUCCACUGCGUUGAAAGUCACUUAAAGUAUUACUGACUUCAUAAAAAGAGUCUGAGCAAACCUCAUUUCAGGAUGGCUCAUGGGAACAGUUAGAGUAUAAGAAGUAUCUGACUAUAAAUAUUACUAGACAUUAUAAGGAGGUGACUCCCCACAGCAUAUUGUCAUUAUAUUUUAAACUAUUUAAACCUGUUAAUUAUUGCAGGACCUCAUGUUGUGAGGUGCAUUACAUAAAAAGCCUGACACUGUUUGUGUCUUCAUACAUAUUUAGUUUUUAUCUGAUUUAAAUGUUUAACUGGGAAGAUAAACUUAUAAAAUGUUAUGAAAGAAUGGAGCUUAGCCUUGGCUAUUGCUGAAUAAUCAGUGUGUGUAUUCCUGCAUUAUUCAGUUGACCUGGUACAUGUUUUAUUAUGAUGAUUUCUUUUCUUACAAUUAAAAUAUUAAAGAAAUGUGAGGAUGUUUAUCUUCUCUGAAAUGUAUACUGUAUGUUGCAUGUAAAUAUGUUCCAGUACUGAGUGGCACAUAUAAACUAACAGUGGGUGUAAAUAUGAAUUCAUCACAAUGCAGUCCAUAAAAGUAAAUUCAGAACUGUUUAAAUGGUUUAAAUGUACAAUAUAUACGUGUGUGUGUACUUCUUGAACACUAACGCCCUGCACGCCCGCUCGUGUAGUUCUCCAAGCCUCCACAGUGGGGCAGCCUAGCUACAUACGUGUCUCUUGCAAGGGUGUGCAUCAAAUUAAGGAGAUUGCUGUAAAUCAGUGCAGCAGAGAAGUGUGGGAGUUAACGUGGUCGUCACACACCGAGAAGCUUUCCGGCCUUCCUGUGUGGAGUUUCCAUGGUUUUCCUAUGUCUGUGUGGGUUUUUCUCCCAGUCCUCAAGCUUCCUCCCACAGCCAACUUUAGGUUGAUGGCUCAUUUGUCUCGGUGUGGCCCUGUGAUGGACUGGAUGUACCCGCCUCUCGCCCUCGUGUGACCCUCCUGAAAACAUGUAUAAUGGAACUAUGGAUAUUGCGUAUUGUAUUGACACCCUAUACCUC
This is a messenger RNA of Cololabis saira (Pacific saury), 2274 nucleotides long. It is a transcript of the gene ly6pge, whose product is annotated as lymphocyte antigen 6 family member pge. The record is from RefSeq and is a predicted model, not a curated record. Bases 197 to 556 code for a protein of 119 amino acids. The transcript has 3 exons. NCBI's taxonomy places the organism in Eukaryota, Metazoa, Chordata, Actinopteri, Beloniformes, Belonidae.